This is a messenger RNA of Aphanomyces astaci, 324 nucleotides long. RefSeq lists its product as hypothetical. The transcript is spliced from 3 exons. NCBI's taxonomy places the organism in Eukaryota, Oomycota, Saprolegniomycetes, Saprolegniales, Verrucalvaceae. Gene Ontology annotation, molecular function: peptidyl-prolyl cis-trans isomerase activity. The record is from RefSeq and is a predicted model, not a curated record. Bases 1 to 324 code for a protein of 107 amino acids.
AUGGGAGUCCAAGUCAAUACGACGGAAGCCGGGAAUGGGGAACGCCCCAAGCAAGGCCAAACGUGCGUGAUGCAUUACACUGGCAAGUUGGAAGAUGGCACGGUGUUUGACUCGUCGUAUAAGAAGAACCGCCCAUUCCAAUUCCCGCUCGGUGUCGGCCGCGUGAUUCAAGGCUGGGACGAAGGCGUGGCGCAAAUGUCCAAGGGCGAAAAGGCCGUGUUGACCAUCACCGGCGACUACGGCUAUGGCGCCCGUGGUGUGCCUGGUGUGAUCCCUCCUAACGCCACGUUGAUCUUUGAAGUGCAUUUGGAAGACUUCAACUAA